Messenger RNA from Trichomycterus rosablanca, 3624 nucleotides. It is a transcript of the gene ppig, whose product is annotated as peptidylprolyl isomerase G (cyclophilin G). The coding region runs from base 91 to 2226 and encodes 711 amino acids. Gene Ontology annotation, molecular function: peptidyl-prolyl cis-trans isomerase activity. Gene Ontology annotation, biological process: protein peptidyl-prolyl isomerization. Lineage: Eukaryota; Metazoa; Chordata; Actinopteri; Siluriformes; Trichomycteridae. The record is from RefSeq and is a predicted model, not a curated record. The transcript has 13 exons.
CAUCUUUGUACCACAGUGCUGUGAAUUUCAAGCGCUUAAUCGCUUUAUUUUGGCUUUUUAUGUUUAUUACGGGAUUGUUUUAAAUUAACGAUGGGAGUCAAGGAGCCACGUGCUCGCUGCUUCUUCGACAUUGGCAUCGGGAGUACACUUGUCGGCCGAGUGGUGUUUGAGCUUUUCUCUGAUGUUAGUCCCAAGACCUGUGAGAACUUCCGCUGUCUGUGCACAGGUGAAAAGGGGGUUGGCAAAACAACACAGAAACCUUUGCAUUACAAGAACUGCCUGAUCCACAGAGUAGUGAAGGACUUUAUGAUCCAAGGAGGAGAUUUUACUGAAGGAAAUGGCAGAGGUGGUGAAUCCAUAUACGGAGGCUACUUUGAAGAUGAAAGCUUCUCUAUGAAACACGAUAAGGAGUUUCUGCUGUCGAUGGCGAACAGAGGGAAAGACACCAACGGCUCACAGUUCUUCAUAACUACAAAACCUUCUUCGCAUCUGGACGGACUUCAUGUGGUGUUUGGUCAGGUGAUCUCAGGCCAGGACGUGAUCCAAACCAUCGAGAGUCAGAAGACUGAUACAAACAGCAGGCCAUACGCUGAGGUCAAGAUUCUAAACUGUGGGGAACUCAUCCCCAAGUCCAAAGCUAAGAAAGAGAAGAAGAAGAAGAAGCAGCAGUCAUCCAGCGAAAGCAGUGAGGACUCGUCCUCCUCUUCAGAGUCUUCCUCCCAAUCUGAGGAGUCGGGAAAAGAGGACAAGAAACGCAAGAAGAAACACAAGAAGGAGCAGAAGAAGAGAAAGAAGGAGCAGAAACACAAAAAGAAAAAGGAGAAAGGGUCUGACGAAGAAGCGACGGAGGACGCUGAACCUCAGCCUGUUUCCACUAUCCGUCCAGAGGAGGUGCCGCCCAUCCCAGAGAACCGCUUCCUGAUGAGGCGAAGCCCCCAGCCACAGCCCAAGGAGGAGCAGGAAAAGGAGAAAGCCAAGGAGAACUCUGGGAAGGAGAAGCCGAGAGAGAGGGAGCGAGAGCGGGACAGGGAGAGGGAGAGGAACAGACCCGCGAUGAACUCCAGACCGAAUCGUACACGCAUCGUGAUGACCAGAUCGGGGCGAAGAAUCAAAGGAAGAGGACCCAGGCGCUAUCGGACUCCGUCUCGCUCCCGCUCUCGCUCGUGGGAUCGGUUCCGGCGCAGUGAGACUCCUCCACACUGGAGACUGGAAAUGCAGAGGACGCAGAAAGCCAAACCCACCUCACAACCCUCACAGGACCGCUGGAUUAAAGGAGACAAAGGGGACAUGUCUGAGGAGAAGACUGAAAGCGCUCAGCCAGUGGAGACGGAGAAAACCGAUGCAAGGCCAGCACGGGAGAGGAAGGACUCCGAGCGAGAGAAGAAGGAUGCAAAGAGAAAUCGUUCAAGCAGCCCCAGCAAGGGACGAGAGAGGAAAGGCGACAGACGCCGAUCCAAGAGCCGAGAGAGGGACGGCCGGAAAAAGUCCGACCACGAGACGGAGAAGAGGAAGGGGCGCAGUCGCAGCAGGAGCAAAGAGAAGAGAGAUCAGAAGCGGGACAGAACUGACGAGAGGCGGGAACGCUCGACCAGCAAGGACAAGAAAGAAAAGGAAAAAGAAAAAGACAAGGAUGCCAAAAAGGACGACGAGGAAAGAAAGCAUAAGGACCGAACCAGACACUCGGAGAGCAACGUAAAGGACAAAACGGACGACGCGAAGAAAGCGAAGAACGGAGAGACUCGGCGCGAACGCUCACGAAGCCGAGAGAAAGACCGCAGCACCAAACGCAGGAGCAGAUCCAGGUCUAGGUCUAGGUCCAGAUCAAGGGGUCGGGGGCAACAAGAAAGAUCACGAGACAGAGCACACGCUCGGCGCCGAAGCGGCAGUCGGGACACGAGGUCCCACCGGUCGAAAAGCAGAGAGAGGGGUCGAGAGAGACACGGGGGUCGAGAGGACCGAGACAAGAAGAAGACCGAGGAUAAAUCCGACGAGAAGAGUAAGGACGGACGAGCGAGGGAACGGAGCCCGAAAGACGAACCAGCCAAGCCGAGACGCGCCAGGAGCGGCAGCAGCAGCUCGGACAGCGACCAGGAAAGAAACAAGAAACGAGCGAAGAGCAAGAGCCCCAAGUCCAGAGAACGAGCGAAGGACAAAUCACGCAGUCCCAGGAAGGGCAGGGAUUCCAAAAAUGAGAGAAAAGACUCGAGCUCCAGUGACAGUGACUGAUCUCCUGAUUCCAGAUCGUCCUCCUUUUUACAUUUUCAUACUCAUGCUGAAAUCACACUGAUCCUACACAACAGUUCAGCCAAAAAUCAAACGUACAAUACGGUUCCUCAUAAUACCCCCCCCCCCCCCCCCCCCCACCUCUUACACAUAGUGGUUCAGACUAGAAGUGUCAGGCUGUAUUCACAAGCACACUAUCAAUGCUGUUAAUCAGAUCAUGCUUCUUGUACACGACAGUCAGAUGUGUGUAGACCUAACACAACUACCGGCAGUCACAGCUGAUUAGUAAUGAAUCACAUGAAUCAUGAAGUCGCACACUCUUACUUCAGGCAAACUUUUACGUUUGCUUCAUUUCUGCUCUUUUAGACAUAUCCAUCGCCCCAUUCUACUCUAACCUCUGCCACACACACGCCUUACAAGCUGGCAGGGCAGCACAUGCCUUCUUUAAUAGGUGUGAAUAGGAGUUUUAGCUUCCUGACCACACAGGAGGCCUACCUGUAGCAGGGGCAAAGAGGGCUGAGGGCUUGACCAGGAUGGUGACAUUGCUGAAACUCAAACCCAGUGCCACCUUGGGUACUUUUGUACGUGCAUGUCCAGUUCCAGUGGCGUGCACUAAUUAAAUACAGUAGUAAUAAAGUAAGCGUGACUAGAACCUGACGGACAACAACCGUAUCCAAUUCUUCCCUUCAGUACUGACCCUAUUAAAUGUAUUAAUGUUACUACACCAUACUGGACCGUUUUUAGUCGUGUCAACAACCAGCAUCGCCAAUUAAUACUCAUAGGCGUAGCUGAUGCCAUCCCUGACCCUGAUCUCAGCAGUGGUGGACUAGUGUAAUAAACCGCUACGCCACCUGAAUGCCUGUACAUAAAUCAUGUGUUUUGAUUUUUGGCUGAAGUGUUUUCUUUAAUUGCUUGUUGUAUAAAUGACCUUUAUAUUUUCCUGCAGGCUCUGAUCCUUGAUGCACCUAAUUUUCCUGAGCAGUUGUAUCAGGUGCAGCCACUCAGACUCUGGAUGAAUUUGCAACCCUGAACGGUUUCUUUUAUAUCAUUUGAUGAACACUGAGCUGGAGUAAUGGAGCAGCACCUAAAGAAACUGGAGUGGUUUAGUUGCUUCUUUAACAAUACAUGUGAGAUUGUAGUCUCUCUUUUUAGUUUAUCUCCUGCACAUUUUCUCAUCCUUGCUGUUUUUUAACAGGCUUUGUUUGACUACACAGCAGUUUUGUUUAUGUAGGAUCUUGCAGAAAACAGUCACCCAUUGUUGGCUGUGUGUUCUCUUAGUCUUUAUGUGACGAUCCAGUGAAGUUUUCUGUAUUUCGGGAGUUUUUAUGGGUUUUAUGUUUGUAACUUCACAUGCAGCUGUCAGUUCUGUUCAGUUUGAGUAUUAAACCUGAUUCUGAAGUC